Cantharellus anzutake is the source of this 327-nucleotide messenger RNA. Its product is annotated as tryptophan synthase beta subunit-like PLP-dependent enzyme. Lineage: Eukaryota; Fungi; Basidiomycota; Agaricomycetes; Cantharellales; Hydnaceae. The coding region runs from base 1 to 327 and encodes 108 amino acids. The record is from RefSeq and is a predicted model, not a curated record. Gene Ontology annotation, cellular component: cytoplasm. Gene Ontology annotation, molecular function: cysteine synthase activity; cystathionine beta-synthase activity. The transcript is spliced from 3 exons.
AUGGCCUCUGCCAAUCCGCCCAUCCGGCCAAUACUGGAGAGUGCACUCGAUGCCAUUGGGAACACACCUCUCAUAAAGCUUGACCGAAUUGCAGCAGAGGAGAGCCUAAAGUGCAACCUACCACCUUCCACUAUUUCACUCGCCAUAGUUGCUAAAGUCGAAUUUUUCAAUGCGGGUGGAUCCGUGAAGGACAGAAUAGCAAAGCGCAUGGUUGAGAAGGCAGAAGAAGAAGGGCGUCUCAUCCCUGGGCAAAGCGUGGUCAUAGAACCCACCAGCGGAAACACCGGCAUGUCUGUUGUGCUCGAUUAUAAUCCACGUCUCAAAUAA